This is a messenger RNA of Humulus lupulus (European hop), 884 nucleotides long. Its product is annotated as membrane protein PM19L-like. The record is from RefSeq and is a predicted model, not a curated record. The transcript has 4 exons. Lineage: Eukaryota; Viridiplantae; Streptophyta; Magnoliopsida; Rosales; Cannabaceae. The coding region runs from base 149 to 628 and encodes 159 amino acids.
ACCAAGUACAAUUUUCUUUUCUUUUCUGAAUUUUGCAGUAACUUUCUUUCUUGAUCUGUCUAGGGAUCCUAUAACUCCUUUCUUCUUCUACCUAUAAUCACCUUUUCUGUUUUUUCAGUCAUAAAAGUUUUCAACUCAGCUUAUUAAAAUGGCAGCUGGGCAGUUGAAAUCUGUUGCCUCACUACUUUUGGUGCUUAAUUUCUGCAUGUAUGUUGUAGUUUUGGGCAUUGGUGGUUGGGCUAUGAAUAGAGCCAUUGAUCAUGGCUUCAUCAUUGGUCCUGAUUUUAGUCUCCCAGCUCAUUUCUCCCCCAUAUACUUUCCAAUGGGAAAUGCUGCAACAGGGUUUUUUGUCACAUUUGCAUUGAUCGCCGGAGUUGUUGGAGCCGCUUCAGUCCUCGCCGGAGUCAACCAUAUUCGCUCUUGGACCGUCGAGAGCUUACCAGCUGCUGCCACUGCUGGUGUCAUUGCAUGGACUCUCACUGUCCUCGCCAUGGGAUUUGCAUGCAAAGAGAUUCAACUCGAGCUAAGGAAUGCUAAAUUGAGAACUAUGGAAGCAUUCUUGAUCAUCCUUUCAGCCACACAGCUUGUAUACAUAGCAGCCAUUCACAGCGUUGGACCAAGAAGAUAAAUUUGAGAGUUAAAAAGAGUUUGAGAGUUAAUAGGGUGGCUUAAAAUUGUGUGCUUUGUCCCUUUUUUUUUUUAUCUUACUUAAUUUUUUUUGUAAUUUUAUUGUUAUUCUCUUUACUGUGCCAAAAUCUUGUUAGGAGGAUUGUUGGCAAUGGCAAUUUGUUGUGUGAUUUGGUGUGAUGUGAAUUGAUUUGAUUGGUUUAUUUGUAAAAAAAAAAAGAAAUAAAAGUAUUUGUGAAAUACAAUGAAUUCUUCAU